UGCCCAGGGCCCCACGGCCCAGUCUCGGGGUAGGAUCGUGGUGUGGCUCAGACCCUGCCCGGAGGUGGGAUCACGGUGUGAGCCAGCGCCUGGCUGCAGGGUCUAGUCGGGGGUUGGGAUCCUGGUGUGAUCCCGACCCAGCCUCGGUCCGUCCGUAGGGGAGCGAUGGGGGUUAGGAGAAGAGCGGAGACGCUGUGGCUCAAUUAAGACCUCUGCCAUGGCAGCAAAACCCAUUGUGACUUCGAAGCAGAGAGAGGAGGUGGUGAGGGGUGUCCCAACAGAAGUGGUGUGCACGGCCUUCUCCAACUCCAUUCUUGUGGUGGUGACGCAGUAUGGGAAGAUGGGAACUCUCGUCUCUGUGGACCCCAGCACAAUAACCAGUGACAUCAGCAAACCUUCACUCACCACAAAAGUGCUGCUGGGCACAGAUGAGCCUCUCAUCCAUGUUUGUGCUAAAAACCUGGUGACAUUUGUGUCUCAGGAAGCUGGGAACAAACCUGUUCUCCUGGCUAUAGCAUUGAAGGACAAGAGCAUGGAAGGAAUAAAAGCGCUGCAGGAGUUGAUCCGAAGUUGCCAAGUGUGGUGAAGCUGUGCUGUCUGAAUGCAAGGAAGGGAUCCUGGGUCAGUGACCUACCACUGUUUAUUUAAAAGGACAAAACAUGCCUUUAUGCUGGUUUUGGAUCCUGUUGAGGAUUUCAUUAAUUUUCUCUACCGUGUAGAACUUUGGGCGAUUUUGCUGUUGUUGCUGGGUUUGGAGCCCAUGCAGUUAAGCAGUGAAGUUAGAACUUUUUUCUCAGUGCAAAAUGAAAUUUCAUUUCCAUCAUAUUGGGUGGAGGUUGUAUAUUUGGAAAACUGCACGUGGCUUUGCAGCAGCGUCCAGAGAAGUAAAUGGCUUCAAGCAAUGUAAUAAUGAAAUGCUGUGCUUCCAAGUGUAAAAUGUGAUGUAGAAUGAAUAAAAAUACACAUUGGCAAAUG
Messenger RNA from Gopherus evgoodei (Goodes thornscrub tortoise), 975 nucleotides. RefSeq names its product proteasome assembly chaperone 3 (gene PSMG3). The coding region runs from base 218 to 586 and encodes 122 amino acids. Gene Ontology annotation, biological process: proteasome assembly. The record is from RefSeq and is a predicted model, not a curated record. The transcript has 3 exons. NCBI's taxonomy places the organism in Eukaryota, Metazoa, Chordata, Testudines, Testudinidae.